AUGAAGAAGGACAAAUUCUUGUCCACCUUUACUAUGUUUCAUAAUUUUUCAAUUUACGACUUAAAUGAAAAGUUAAAAAAUCGGCAUGAACGCGUACAGGAAAUCAGAAGCAGGAACAAUAAAGCUUUCAGCGAUCAUAUUUCAGAAAUUCAAUUAUCAGAUGAUUUAAAAUACAAUACUACCGUUUCAAACAUGGCAGUCAAGUUAUCAUGUCAUAUAGUAAAGCAGGUUUUAUAA
This is a messenger RNA of Clunio marinus, 237 nucleotides long. Lineage: Eukaryota; Metazoa; Arthropoda; Insecta; Diptera; Chironomidae. The record is from the annotation of a GenBank genome assembly.